AUGUCGAGACGUAACUUCUCCACAACUGUCUGCAAACUGGCAGGUCAGAACCUUACAGAGAAGAUUGUACAGAGAUAUGCGGUUGGUUUGCCAAAGGGCAAAAUCGUCAAAUCUGGAGAUUAUGUCUCUAUCAAACCGGCACACUGUAUGUCACAUGACAACUCAUGGCCAGUGGCUCUCAAAUUCAAAGGUUUGGGAUACAAGAACGUCAAGGAUAACAGACAGAUCGUCAACACUCUAGAUCAUGACGUUCAGAACAAGAGUGAAAAGAACCUGGAGAAGUACCACAACAUUGAAAACUUUGCAAAGGAACAAGGUAUCGAUUUUUACCCAGCAGGACGUGGUAUUGGUCAUCAGAUCAUGAUUGAAGAAGGAUAUGCAUUCCCAUUAAACUUGACGGUUGCGUCAGAUUCCCACUCAAACACUUAUGGUGGUAUUGGUGCAUUGGGUACCCCAAUCGUCAGAACAGAUGCUGCUUCAAUCUGGGCAACUGGCCAAACGUGGUGGCAGAUCCCACCAGUGGCUAAGGUCGAGUUGAAAGGUAGAUUGCCAAAGGGAGUUUCUGGUAAGGAUGUUAUCGUUGCACUCUGUGGUGCUUUCAACAACGAUGAAGUGCUGAACCAUGCAAUUGAAUUCACAGGUGAUCAUUUGGAUGAGUUGUCCAUUGACUACAGAUUGACUAUCGCCAACAUGACCACCGAAUGGGGUGCUCUUUCUGGUGUUUUCCCAGUGGAUGAAACUCUCAUCAACUGGUACAAGGAGAGAUUGCAAGUCUUACCACAACCACACCCAAGAGUUAACGAACAGACUGUGCAAAACUUGAUUGAUAACAGUGUAUCUGCAGACUCAGAUGCUUAUUACGCUAAGCACUUGACUUUGGAUCUGUCCUCUCUGUCUCCAUACGUCUCUGGCCCAAACUCUGUCAAGAUUUCAACCUCCUUGGCCGAUCUCUCCAAACAGAACUUGAAAAUCAACAAGGCUUAUCUCGUGUCUUGUACUAACUCUCGUCUCUCUGAUAUCAAAGCUGCUGCUGAGGUCAUUAAAGGUCACAAAGUUGCUCCAGGCGUGGAGUUCUACAUUGCAGCUGCUUCGUCCAAUGUUCAAAAGGAUGCUGAACACGAUGGUGCCUGGAAUGCCUUGUUAGAAGCUGGUGCUAUUCCAUUACCAGCAGGUUGUGGUCCAUGUAUCGGAUUGGGUGCUGGUUUGUUGAAAGAAGGUGAGAUUGGUAUCUCUGCUACAAACAGAAAUUUCAAGGGUAGAAUGGGUUCUAAGGAUGCCUUGGCUUACUUGGCCUCACCGGAACUUGUUGCUGCUUCUGCGGUGUUGGGUAAGAUUGGUGGUCCUGAGGAGAUUGGUGGUGGUCCAGUUCACGGGGCUCAUGGUAUUGUGAAGUCCAUUGAUAUCCCAGAGAAGCCAGUAUCUGAUGAGAGUGUCUCUAGUGGAGAGACUGCAGGCGUUGAGGUGUUGGAAGGUUUCCCAAGAUCCAUUGAAGGUGAGUUGGUUCUCUGUGAUGCUGAUAACAUCAACACCGAUGGUAUUUAUCCUGGUAAGUACACAUACCAGGAUGACGUUCCAAGAGAGAAGAUGGCUCAAGUUUGUAUGGAGAACUACGACUCUGAGUUCGGUGCAAAGACCAAAGCUGGUGAUAUUAUCGUCUCCGGUUACAACUUUGGUACCGGUUCCUCCAGAGAGCAGGCUGCGACUGCCAUCUUGGCUAGAGACAUGAAACUCGUUGUUGCUGGUUCUUUUGGUAACAUAUUUUCAAGAAACUCCAUCAACAACGCACUGCUUACCUUGGAGAUUCCAGAUUUGAUCAACACCUUGAGGGAGAAGUACAAAGACGCACCAAAGGAACUCACCAGAAGAACCGGAUGGUUCCUCAAAUGGGACGUUACCAGUGCUACUGUUACCGUCAGAGACGGUCCAGAAGGUGACAUUGUACUUCAACAGAAGGUUGGAGAGUUGGGUACGAACUUACAAGAGAUCAUUAUCAAGGGUGGAUUAGAAGGAUGGGUUAGGGCCCAGUUGAACGAGUAA
Molecule: messenger RNA, 2037 nt
Organism: Williopsis jadinii
Lineage: Eukaryota; Fungi; Ascomycota; Saccharomycetes; Phaffomycetales; Wickerhamomycetaceae
Gene: LYS4
Product: homoaconitate hydratase LYS4
Exons: 1
Coding region: 1-2037 (678 amino acids)
Biological process (GO): L-lysine biosynthetic process
Molecular function (GO): homoaconitate hydratase activity; 4 iron, 4 sulfur cluster binding
Source: RefSeq, a predicted model, not a curated record